GGUCACUGAACCUGUUCAAAUUCCACCGUCUCGUGGGGGUUUCAAACGUUUGACGGUGGGUGCACCAGAAGGUUCCAGAAGUGACCCAAGUAUGCCCUAACCCAUACGCCAAUGCCCACCUAUAUAAUCCCCAAUUGGAUCAAAUCUCAUAACAUUUUUCAAUUUCAACCAUGCCGACUGUGAUACAAUUCCAUGGAAACAGUAGAAUUUGCAUCAUUUCUUUCAAGCCACACAGCCCCCCUGCAGACGAUCUUGUAGCAACGCUCGUUUCCUACACCAACUGGUUCGAAAACUCUGGUUAUUUAAACAGCAGCUUCAUUCUUCGCAGCAUCCAUGGAAAUCUGGUCAUGUGGUUUGGAUUCUGGGGAAAUUAUGAACUCGAUUCCAACCAAAUUGAAGCAAUGCAAGCAGUUCAUGAGAUCUUGUCCAAGAUGGCCCAGAUUACAGGACAUUUUUACCACAGCCUUUACCAUGGACAGAGCAAAACAGGGCUUCCAUUUGCAAAGGUUUCAAGAGGAGAUUUUGUGACCACAAGGUUAGUAUUAACAGAAACAGAGAAGCAGGAGUCCCUGUGUUAUGCUUGUGUGGCCAUUUUAAAGUCUUAUUUCAACAAGACCAAGGGUUUAAGAUCUUGUACCUGUUUCAAGUCCCUUGAUGGAGAUAAGGUUCUGGCUUUGGCUGUUUGGAAUGAGUUAUCGGCCGCCUAUGCUUGGAUUCUUGAUUCUGGUCCGAACUCGGAAAAAGUCAUUUCAGGGUAUGUGGCAGAGCUGAUUGUUAGCACUACUUAUGAUGUCAUGGAGGUUGUGUAUGCUACUGGUGAUGAGCCUCUUGAGAUGCCGGCUAUUGCUUAUUUUCCGGUCAAAGUUUAGAAUGUGUUCUUUAAAUCUGGAUUUUAUUUUCUGAUUGUUUUAUAAAUCUUGUGGUUUUGCACAACAAUGACGUCAAGUUAUUGACAACUGAAAUGCUUCCAUAUAAUUUGAUUGAUAUGGAAACCAUUUGAUUAAUAUGGAAACCAAGGAGCGGAAUGUUUUUAAUAAGGGGUUUCUUACAGCGAUUAGUAGUGAAAUUUUGAAGUGAAAUAUAAUAGCUGUACAAAGAGAAAUACAUACAAAUUAUCUUCCAGUCAAAGUUUAGUGUGUGUUUUUUAAGUCCGAUCUUUAUCUUUCAAUCUUUUUGGUAAAACUUGUGGCUUUGCAUAAUACGGAUAUCAUGUUCUUGAUUGUUGAAGUGCUUCCAUGUAGUUUGAUUGAUAUGGAAAUCAAGGACCAGGAUGGUUUUAAUGAAGGGGUUUAUUACAGCAAUUAG
Molecule: messenger RNA, 1305 nt
Organism: Cryptomeria japonica (Japanese cedar)
Lineage: Eukaryota; Viridiplantae; Streptophyta; Pinopsida; Cupressales; Cupressaceae
Exons: 1
Coding region: 171-869 (232 amino acids)
Source: RefSeq, a predicted model, not a curated record